Messenger RNA from Amaranthus tricolor (Joseph's coat), 878 nucleotides. RefSeq names its product cation/H(+) antiporter 15-like. The coding region runs from base 222 to 878 and encodes 218 amino acids. Gene Ontology annotation, biological process: proton transmembrane transport; regulation of pH. Lineage: Eukaryota; Viridiplantae; Streptophyta; Magnoliopsida; Caryophyllales; Amaranthaceae. Gene Ontology annotation, molecular function: antiporter activity. Gene Ontology annotation, cellular component: endomembrane system; membrane. The record is from RefSeq and is a predicted model, not a curated record. The transcript has 3 exons.
CAUUUAUUUCUCCCUUCCUUCACUCUUUUUCACACACUUGCACAAUCCUUCUCUAUCAACCCCCAAAAAUCAGCACAUUUCUAUAUGAAUCACACUAAGACAAACUAUCCCCCUUUUUUCAUUUCCUCUUGAUCUUUUCAUAACAUAACCUAAGGAAUUUUGAACCAAGAACAAAGAAGACACAAUAUUAUUCAUUUGUGUCUGAGCUGUAAUGGUUCAAAAUGAUGACAGAAACAUAUACAUUAACCAAUAAAACUUUGUUUUGUAACAAUCCACAGUUGAUCAAUUCAUCUGGUUUCUUAAGUGGUAAGAAUCCCUUACAAGCUACUGUACCCCUUCUUUUUCUUCAGUUGAUCUUGAUUUCUUUAGCAUCUAAAGUUGUUGAGAUUUGCCUUAGACCUCUCGGACAAUCCAUCAUCGUCUCCCAAAUUCUUGGUGGUUUGGUUCUAGGGCCAUCAGUUCUAGGACAAGCUCCAGAAAUAGCAGCAAUGAUAUUUCCACAACGAGGAACUGUAAUGUUAGAAACACUAGCCACUUUUGGUAUUGUUCUUUUCGUGUUUUCACUUGGGGUAAAGAUGGAUGCAAGCUUGAUGUUCAAUCCAGAUAAACUAGCCUUUUCAAUAAGCAUGUCGUUAUUCAUUUUCACACUGAUAAUACCCUUAAUAUUAACCAUUACUAUAAUCAAUCAAGUACAAAUAGAAGAAGAGUUCCAAAGAUCCUUACCUCUCUUAGUUGGAUCACAAUCAUUAGUAUCAUUCCCUGCUAUCGCAUGCCUUUUAGCUGAGCUAAAGAUCUUCAACACUGAGGUAGGCCGCUUAGCUGUUGCCGUAUCUAUGUUCUAUGAUCUCCUUGCAUUGAGCACCACCAGGGUUUUCUAA